UUGUGUCACGUGGUCCUCUGAUGUAAACAACAUGGCGUCGCCCUGUGCUACGCGUUGUACCGCUCGAGCAGGUGCGGUGUUGACACAGAGGUACUGCCAGGGUCUGGUCCGGCGCCCCUCGUCGGAGCCGCGACGCUCCUUCUUCUGGAGGAAGUUCCAGAGUUCCCACAGCGUGGUGAGGCCAGCGGCGGUGCAGCCCCCCCGUUCCGUUCCCCCGCACAUAAUGAGGCCAGACUAUGUGACGACAGGCAUUGUACCAGACUGGGCAGACUACAUAGAGAUUAAAGAUGGAGAUGAGAUCGAGGGGUUGCGGAGGGCCUGUCAGCUGGCGCGACGCAUCCUGCUUUUGGCAGGGAAGAGCUUAAAGGUUGGCAUGAUGACUGAUGAAAUAGACUUUAUUGUUCAUCAAGAGGCAAUCAGACACAAUGCCUAUCCCUCUCCUCUGCAGUAUGGAGGUUUCCCAAAAUCCGUUUGCACCUCAGUGAACAAUGUGGUAUGUCACGGUAUACCUGACAGCCGACCUCUUCAAGAUGGAGAUAUUAUCAACGUCGACGUUACUGUCUACCUGGAGGGUUACCAUGGUGAUACCUCAGAGACGUUUCUGGUGGGUGCCGUGGACGACAGCGGGAAGCGACUAGUGGAGGCGGCGCGACGUUGUCGGGAUGAAGCCAUUGCUGCCUGCAAGCCCGGUGCCCCCCUCUGCGUCAUUGGCAACACCAUCAGCCAAACUGCAGCCUCCUAUGGGUUCCAGGUCUGUCCCUAUUUCAUUGGUCAUGGCAUUGGAUCCUACUUUCAUGGUCACCCAGAGAUAUGGCAUCAUGCCAAUGACAACAACAUGCCGAUGGAGGAAGGGAUGGCUUUCACAAUAGAGCCCAUCCUGAUGGAAGGACAGCCCGAGUUUAAAAUCUUAAAGGAUAAAUGGACUGCAGUUUCCAUUGAUGACAAAAGGUCGGCCCAGUUUGAGCACACGGUUGUGAUUACGGAGGAGGGUGUGGAGAUCCUGACCAAGCUGCCGGACGAAGAUUGACCACUGGGACAAAACAUAGAACUUCUGUCCGCUAUGUCAGUGGAAAAGCAAUGGAAAAGAAUAGUAAUAAUGUUUUUUUCAAUAAAAUCAGUGUUCAGUUUUAAUGGCAAAAUGCAAUAUUUCCAUUAAUUAUUUGUUAGACUUAUUAUUGAAUUAUUCUGAUUAUUGUUGAAUUUUGAGUCUUGAUUGGUUCAUUCUUGAAUUUGUACAUUGAAACUACAGCCAAAAUGUGCCAAAUUAUUCUCCACCAUGUGAAAAAUGUGUUCAAGUCUCAUAAUGGAACAACUAUAGACACUGCCGCAUAAUAUGUAACCUUGCACUAUGAAUGAGACUGUUUAUAUCCAAAGACAUUGCUUACAUUUUUCAAGUUUAAGCAUUUACUUGAAGACUGGUCUUAGUUAAAUGUUACCAUUGUAUUUAUUUAUUGCCGUUAUGUAUGGCUUUUGUUAUAAAUAAACUACUUAACAUUAAUACAAGUGAUGACUGUAAUAAACACAAGGACUUCUUUCCUGCACCUCUUUGCCCACCUUCUGAGCACCAGUUAUAGUUACAAUAAUGAGAUUGUACAGAAUGACAGGACAGUCGGCCUGUUCCUGUGAUCAUGUUUCUGUCGAAGGUUAUGAUAAUAAUAAUUGCUUUUAUUACAGUUAUUUUUGCGAGUGACGAGAUAGAUCUCUUGGACCAGUACUUCCCGUGGGUAUAUAAUUCCACAUUCAAUCUGCUUGAAGCCAUGAAGCCAUUAAAAAAGAGACUGGUGAAGAGUAAUGUUUGAUUGUGAGAUUAUUCUGAACUGUGGGAAUGCAGAGAUAUUCUCUCUCCUGUACAGAAUAGCAGCAGAAUGGAUGCGGCACAACUGUAGAGAAUGGCAUCAUCUCCCAAACACGUCCAGAAGUUGUUGUUCUGCCUAUUUGAGUUCUAUUAUGUAAUUAGGACUGAUGAUCACAGUGAUGAGGGGAUUUAAGUGCCUUUAAUUAGUCCCUCACGUGGAGGCUGUGAGAGCAUGAGUUUGUUCUGGACACAGACAGAAGAUUUGGACCCGUGAUGGAGCCCUGGACACAAGGAGAGCUGGUUUGUCUCUGACUCCAUUUACUCAUCUCUUAUCAUGUAUAACAACACCGGAUUCAGAGAAAAACACCAUCGUGGAAGGGGGUGAAGUGCGGUUCAAUGGGAAGGGGAAG
Messenger RNA from Scleropages formosus (Asian bonytongue), 2205 nucleotides. It is a transcript of the gene metap1d, whose product is annotated as methionyl aminopeptidase type 1D (mitochondrial). The transcript is spliced from 11 exons. NCBI's taxonomy places the organism in Eukaryota, Metazoa, Chordata, Actinopteri, Osteoglossiformes, Osteoglossidae. The record is from RefSeq and is a predicted model, not a curated record. The coding region runs from base 32 to 1027 and encodes 331 amino acids. Gene Ontology annotation, biological process: proteolysis. Gene Ontology annotation, molecular function: metalloaminopeptidase activity.